This is a messenger RNA of Drosophila grimshawi, 759 nucleotides long. RefSeq names its product U-scoloptoxin(19)-Sm1a. The record is from RefSeq and is a predicted model, not a curated record. The coding region runs from base 167 to 556 and encodes 129 amino acids. The transcript is spliced from 3 exons. Lineage: Eukaryota; Metazoa; Arthropoda; Insecta; Diptera; Drosophilidae.
UUUUCGUUGAAAAGCAUCUGGAGCGAAUUUAGUUUUGCUCAGUGCUACACAAACCGUUCGAUUGUGUGGAUUACUUUUUUUACACGCUGUGACAAUAAACAUAUUUCCAUAUAAAUAUUCAAUAACAUACUACAUACAUAUUAAUACUAAUCGUAAAAUAACGAAAAUGUCAAAUACGAGCAUAUUUCUUGGCCUGUGCUUAGUGUCAGCUAUAAUGCUGCAAUUUGUCUGUGCGGAUAUCGAGACAAACGAAGUGAACGAUAAUGAUCCAAAAUUCUUUAUGCAUGAGGGCGUGCGUGUUUAUCUGCCUCAUGAAGAAGAAUGUGUGAAACUUGGAGGUUUAUGUAUCCAGACUAGGGAUUGUGAUAAGCGCACAUCCUACGAGGGUCUCUGUCCCACCAACAAGAAGUACGGUGUGGAGUGUUGCUUUGAGUAUUCGGUUAAGCCAGCGCCGUGUUCGCAUUUCUCGGGAGAAUGCAUGGAAAGGUGCAACAAAGACCUGGAAAGACCGGGCAAUGACUGCAAUAAUGGAGAAGUUUGCUGUGUUUUGGUUUAGCCAAUUUGUGUAGUAAUAUAUAAUCUAUAUAAAUCAAUCAGAACAUACACAUGUCAACUGUAGACUAUAUUUAUCUAUAUUUUUAUUUAUAUGUUGUACCCAUAUUUUGUAUAUAAAAAUAUUUCGAUUGUUGUAAUAAAAUGCACUGUAAAUAUUUUUAGCAAUCUAUAUUCAAAAGUCACUUAUCUGAUUGCUGAUUUCAU